AAUAUCCCCAAUUUUUACCUUUAAUAAUUUUUAAAUAAAUCAUACCUUAUAUUUCGCGAAAUGAAUAUAUUAUUGAUAAAUCUGAUCUAAAAACGAGAAUCAUAGGCAAUUUUCGUAAUUUUUUCCGACCGCAUAAGUAAAGUUUCCCAAGUAAAGGUGGGAUCAAUUUAUUGCGAACAGUUGAUUCAUAACAACAUUGCUGAAAGUUUUCUCUAUUUAUCAAAACAAUGCUACUUAAAAACAUUUAAAAAGAACGUGUUUUGUAACACUGAAACACUAGUUUCUGAAGUAACUACUGGAUUCAUUACGAAGAUCUGCCAAUAUCUUAACACAAGAAGUUUAUCUGAUGUUAUUAAAGAAUUUUCAGAAAGAUCAGCAAUGUCAAUCCGAGAAAAAAGGCAUCAGAGGUCAUUGGACAUUUCAACAGAAGAAUUUAACCAAAAGAAUAAUAGAUAUAAAAUGGUUUCCCAAGACCCACUUACUCAGAAAAACUCAAAACAUUCCAGCUGGAGAAAAGAUAUCAAUAGUAUUUUGAUUCUAUUUUUCCUUUAUAUUCUUCAAGGUGUUCCUUUAGGAUUAGCAGGUAGCAUACCAAUGUUACUUCAGACUCGCCAAGCUAGUUACCGAGAUCAAGCCUUGUUCAGUUUUGUUUAUUGGCCGUUUAGUUUAAAACUGCUUUGGGCACCCAUUGUUGAUUCUAUUUUCAUUUCAUCACUGGGCAGGCGUAAAUCUUGGCUGGUUCCUUCUCAGUAUCUCAUUAGUAUUUUUAUGAUCUUUCUCUCCUACCAUAUAACAGACUAUCUCGGUGACAAAAGCACACCUCCAAGUAUAUAUUUUUUGACUUUUUGCUUCUUCAUUCUUAACUUUUUGGCUGCAACACAAGAUAUUGCUGUGGAUGGCUGGGCACUGACUAUGCUAUCUAAGGACAAUGUUGGCUGGGCAAGUACUUGUAAUUCGGUUGGACAAACAGCUGGAUAUUUUCUUGGAAAUGUAUUAUUUCUAGCUUUAGAAUCUCCAACGUUUUGCAAUAAAUACCUUCGUUCUGUUCCUUCAUCAGAAGGAAUUAUUACUUUGGCAGGAUUUCUUUUCAUUUGUGGUAUUAUAUUUUGGGUGACCACUUCUUUGAUACUUGUGUUUAAAAGAGAGAAACCUGAGACUGAUUCAAUGAAUCUUGGCAUCGUUGCUACUUACAAAGUGCUGAUAAAAGUAAUUCAGUUGCCAGCCGUCUUUUCACUUAGCUUAAUAUUCCUUACUUCAAAGAUCGGUUUUGCUGCUUGUGAUUCUUUGACAGGAUUGAAGCUGAUUGAAGCAGGUAUUCCAAAAGAACAGCUAGCAUUAUUUGCCAUUCCUCUCAUACCAAUCCAGAUAAUUCUUCCACUUUUAAUCAGCCGCUAUACAAAUGGUCCUAGACCUAUGGAUAUUUACUUGAAAGCUUUUCCAUGCAGGCUUCUCAUGUCAAUACCAUAUGCAGGUCUUGUUUAUAUGGCAAAUCAUGUUCAGACAGAACCCGGAGUUUUCCCCGCAUACUUUUACUUGAUUACCAUAACCUUUUAUGCCUUACAUCAGGUAACACUGUAUUGUAUGUUUGUGUCUGGAAUGGCUAUGUCAGCCAAAGUGAGUGAUCCUGCGAUUGGUGGUUCUUACAUGACUUUGUUAAAUACUGUUAAUAACUUGGGUGGCAAUUGGCCAGCUACAAUUUCUUUAUGGUUAGUUGAGAGUCUGACAAUCAAGGCUUGUUCUUCAGAUAAUAGUUCUUGUUCUGAUGCAGUAAAUGCUGAGAUUUGCACUGAAAAAGGUGGAACAUGUUUAACUAAAAUUGAUGGAUAUUACAUAGAAAUUGCGUUUUGUUUAGUCGUUGGUUUCAUCUGGUAUUUUAACAGAAGGUCUACCAUUAACCGAUUACAGAACCUUAAAGCAGACCACUGGAAAGUGCCAAGACAAUGACAUUCUUGCAGCUGGCAUAAUAUUUAGUGUUUAUUAUCAACAAAUGUUAAUAGUUCAAAAGAAUAAUAAACAUUUUAAUUUGAAAAUA
Molecule: messenger RNA, 2032 nt
Organism: Octopus sinensis (East Asian common octopus)
Lineage: Eukaryota; Metazoa; Mollusca; Cephalopoda; Octopoda; Octopodidae
Product: acetyl-coenzyme A transporter 1
Exons: 9
Coding region: 379-1944 (521 amino acids)
Cellular component (GO): membrane
Molecular function (GO): acetyl-CoA transmembrane transporter activity
Source: RefSeq, a predicted model, not a curated record